Messenger RNA from Bombyx mandarina (wild silkworm), 3278 nucleotides. Its product is annotated as glucose dehydrogenase [FAD, quinone]-like. NCBI's taxonomy places the organism in Eukaryota, Metazoa, Arthropoda, Insecta, Lepidoptera, Bombycidae. The record is from RefSeq and is a predicted model, not a curated record. Gene Ontology annotation, molecular function: flavin adenine dinucleotide binding; oxidoreductase activity, acting on CH-OH group of donors.
AUGAAAAUACACAUAGCAUUAUUUACAAUUUUAUUUAUUAGAAUAUUUGGAGAUAGUGAUGACGAUGUGACAGUAUCAAUCGAUGAUGAAGAAUACGCUGUACCAAUGCCUUGCAGGGAGUUCUGCGAUAAUGGUGUCAGAGAGAAAAGAAUAGCCAAUUCUCCGGUCAAAAGCAAGAUCCUAGAUGUUAUGAUGAAGACCCCGCAAUUGCAUCUGGACCCGGCCGAACCUGACGUCCUGUCGUUUCUCAGGGACAAAUACGAACUUCCAAAAGGUUUCAAAGGACCGUUGGCAGAAUACGAUUUCAUUAUUGUCGGGGCCGGCUCGGCGGGAAGCGUUUUAGCUGCAAGACUCAGCGAAGGUCGACAAGCGUCAGUAUUAUUGCUGGAAGCGGGUCUUGGAGAAUCUUUGAUAACUAGUGUACCUAUACUGGCGCCUCUGCUCCAGCAAACAGAAUACGUGUGGCCCUAUAAAAUGGAGUUUCAACCUGGGAUUUGCGUUGGGAUGACUGAUGAAAGAUGUUUCUGGCCAAGAGGGAAAGCUGUGGGAGGCACGAGCGUCGUCAACUACAUGAUCUAUACCAGAGGAUUUGCCGAAGACUGGAAUAGGAUUGCUGCUGAUGGCAACUACGGAUGGUCGUACAAAGAUGUUAUUCCAUACUACAUGAAGUCGGAACGAGCCUAUCUUAAAGGACUUGCCGAUUCACCUUGGCAUGGUCGCGACGGGGAGCUUAAUGUUGAAUAUGUACCGUUCAAAUCCAAGUUAUCGAAGGCCUUUCUCGACGCCGCCAAAUUAUUUGGCCAUCGUAGAGUCGAUUAUAACAGUCCCGAUGCGUUCGGAUUCAGCUACAUCCAAGCGACUAUGAGUCACGGUCACAGAACCAGCAGUGCGAAAGCCUUUUUACACGACCACAAAAAGAGAAAAAAUCUUCACAUUUUAAAUAGUAGCACCGUCACAAAGAUAUUGAUAGAUCCUUUAUCCAAAACCGCAACGGGUGUUGAGUUUCAUCGCAAUGGAAGGGUGUACCAAAUAAAUGCCAAGAAAGAAGUAAUAUUAUCAGCAGGACCAAUCGAGUCUCCGCAUUUGCUGAUGUUGUCUGGUAUUGGUCCAAAAGACCAUCUCAAUUCCUUUGGGAUACCGGUUAUCCAAGAUUUAAAAGUGGGAGAGUCUCUGUACGAUCACAUUUCGUAUCCUGGUCUUGCUUUUACGAUUAACACUACAAAACUAACGUUGGUGGAGCGUAAAAUAGCAACAAUAGAUAAUGUCUUACAGUUAGAACAAUAUGGAGAUGGACCAAUGUCUUCACUUGCGGGUGUAGAAACUAUAGGUUAUAUCAAAACGAACAUUUCUAAAGAACCAGGAGACUAUCCUGAUAUAGAGUUGUUGGGUUCUUGUGCUUCGCUAGCUUCGGAUGAGGGCGAUGUUGUUGCGAAAGGAAUCCACCUGGCUGAUUGGCUUUAUCAAGACAUUUAUCGACCCAUCGAAAAUGUUGAAAGUUUUACUGUUUUAUUUAUGCUCUUGCACCCAAAAUCAAAAGGUCAUUUAAAGUUACGUUCAACGAAUCCUUUUGACCAUCCCAAGUUGUACGGGAAUUACAUGAUUCAUCCAGAUGACACGGCGACUAUGGUAGAAGCGAUUAAAUACAUUAUAAAGCUGGUCGACACUUCGCCUUUCCACAAAUACGGAGCAAAAUUAUACACAAAGCCUCUCUCGACAUGUAAACAUUAUCAAUUUGGAAGCGAUAAAUAUUGGGAGUGUGCGGUGAGGACAAUCACGUCUACGUUACAUCAUCAGAUUGCAACAUGUAAGAUGGGACCAUCAUCAGAUCCUGAAGCCGUCGUAGAUCCCGAAUUGAAAGUGCACGGCGUAAAUAAUCUUAGAGUUGUCGAUAGUAGCAUUAUACCAAAGCCAAUUUCGGCCCAUACGAAUGCUCCAGCAAUCAUGAUAGGGGAAAAAGCUGCGGCUUUGAUUAAAAAAUCGUGGAAGCUUUUGUGAUUCAGUGUCAGGUUUAACCUCUGAAAGAUUGAUAAAAUGGUGCUGGACACAGAUAAAUAAUAUUAAUCAAAUAUUAAUAUAUCAUCAAUCCAUUUCACGUCUAGUAUUCAAUAUGCUUUUAUUAUACUCGUAAUAGAAUACUUUUAUCAUAUUUGUCACUAAUAUUGCAUUUCAUGAGUAUUUGUUCGAUAUUAUACUUUAAGGUGGUACUAACAAGCGUUUUACCAAAGUUUGCUAAUUAAUCAAAGGCAGGCGCAUCAUUUUGUGGUAGGUAUACGAAGAUGCGUACCGCUUUUGAAAUCAUUUAGUUGAAUGUUGUGUUUCUCCUACUUGGAAAGAGAAAAUAUGUUUGAACUGGGUUUUUUUGGGACCACGUGUUUCAGUUUCACAUUUACUAAUUUUUAUAGCGCUCGUGGGGCGCUUAAUACAUAUGACUUAAUCGAAGACCACGUUUCUAUAAAUCGUCUAUCAAAAUCGGUAAGCAGGAACUUGGUUCUACCCCUGACAUUGCUAGCGUCCGUGAGCUACGUUAACCGUUCACCAAGGGCAUUAAAAAAAACGUGUAAUUUAAAUCAUUAUGACUUUUUAUGAGUGACACGGCGGUUUCAAUUGGAGUUGAAGGGGAACCUAACAAUGUAGAACUAUUAAUGUGAUGUAAUGAUAUUAUAAAGAGUCGAUGAGGAAAAAUAAAGAGGAAAACACUAAGAACUUGUUUUAUGAAUCCAUAAUACUAAGCAUCUUCAGGUUUUUUAUAUAAUUUUUUUUGGCCCUACCUAUUCGCUUGUAGCCUAAGCCUAAGAGGGUUACUCCAGCUUCUCGCGGAGGCUAGGUGAGCUCAUGGACACGCCUGAGAUAAUUUACUAAUACUAGCCCUAGCAAGAGUAGUGCUUCGCAGAAUUUACCGCCGGAUCGGAAUGAUGAACCAUCUAUCACUAUCUCUUAGUACAAAUUUACAUCAUCCUAGUCAUGUCAACGUAUGUAUUACUAUUUCCUAUCUGAUAACAGUUAACAAUGUUAAUGAUAAGCGCGAUUUAUCUUAACGAACGUCUUAUUUCAAAUUCCGCAAAUAGCGUUUGUUCAAUUUUGAACUUUUGUGUCAUUACAGUUGAUAAAUUAGUAAGAUGGUUAAAAGUAAAUUACAGAUGACUAAUUGAUUCUUCUAAAGAGGACACUACAAGACGCCUACAGGCUUUCGAGAUGUGGUGCUACCGUCGCAUGUUACGCAUUAGUUGGACGCAGAGGGUCAGGAACGAAACUGUGCUUCUGCGCGUUCAUAUGUCCCG